GAGCGCCCCGAGUCUGCGCGCAGUACUUUUACCUCGACCCAGAAACCACCUCGUCGAGUUGAUCCAGUUGUUUGUUUGACUCGAUCGGACCAAUUUUCCGACCUCCCUUUCUUCUCGACUACACACUCCAUUUCUGUAGCUCCCUGGACUGGCGCCAUAUGGCCGGUGCCUCUUCACCGGCAUACGCAUGCGCGUGUCUCAACGUCCGGAUACACCGCGCCUCGCCACCGCCCGCCUCACAAGACUCGACUCCACCCGCAGCAGCCGCGACGGAGAAUGAGUUUACACGGGUCUAUGUUGGUGAUGAGGGGAUAUCCAUCCUAUCGGUGUAUCGCGUUCAUCAGGUCGUCUCUUUGGAUGCGGACAGCAAGGAUGGGCCCUCGAUACCUGCGGAAGAUUGGGUCGAGCGAGAUAUUCUCAAAUCGUCUUCAGGUUGGAUCGAGGUGCACAGACGAUGUUUGACCGGAAAGUCCAUUGCACAGGCCCAGUCGUCCCUUUCCUACUCGCCGCUGUUCUCUAUGAUCGUUCCGACUAUCACGAAACCGGUGGAGCCCCCGACACUGGAAGAAAUCCCACCGAUGUCUUACCUGACACACUUGACCAAUCUCUUCCUUCCACCGCCCUUCACGCCCAGUCACCCUGUAUUUUCUCAUCUCGCUUCGCUCGCCAAAAUACAGUCAGAUGCCCGUCGAGCGGCCCUCGACCAGGAGAUCGCUGAUUUUGUUCGCGCGAAGACCGCGGAACUGGCGCAUACCGAAGCGGUGUUGCGAUCGCAAGUCGAAGCCUUGUGGCGCAAAUUCCACGAGGGAUUAGAGGCGGCAGAAAGUCUAGGCAUGGCAGCAGGGGUCGUGUCGCCUCGGUCACCGCGCUCGCCUGGCCCUGGCCACAACUCACGCACCACCUCAAUAAGCGUACCCGCAUCAUCUGUCACGCGCGACUUUGAGCCGCUUCCCGUCCCCCCCACACGCUCAUCUCCCCCCGUUGCGAUUGCCUCCUCUUUGUUGACGCGUGCAGGGCAGCAUCUGCCACGUGCAGCACCGGCUACCCCGAUCCGACCGCCCUCAGCACACUCUGGUUCGAGCCGGACGUUGACAGGGAGUUCUCCCACGCUAGCUGGAUCGCCUCAUGUGCCUCCGAGGCCGUUUGAGGGUUCUUCCGUGAUCCAGUUCCGGAGGCAGAUGGACGAGGAGAUCAAUACAGUGGCCAGUUAUCGUUGUGGAACCACCCCCCAGGCUGGCCCCAGUAAAGUGAACGGCACAAAUGGCACGACUGAAAAACCGCAAGAACCAUCGCCAACAAAGGACAAGGGGAAGCGGAAGGUGGUCACGUUCGACUCUCAACCAGCGGUCGUUACCAUCAAGCGGGAGGUGAAGGCCGAGAUUGAGGAGGAGAAACGAUUGGCGCAGAAUGAAUCUGAAGAGAUGGUUUUCGAUUUGGAGACGGACGACGAUGGCCAGCAAGCUGAUGCUGAACACCUCGCCAUCAAAUUGGUCGAACCAGAACAGCCACGAGCGCAGCAAAUCAGAGCCUCCCGGCGGAAAGUGUCAGACGAUCCGUUGGGCCUUCCGCAGUCUUUUGCGGCUCUACGCUCGGCAUCUAUGCCGAUACCUUCGACAAUAAACAAGAUAUGGUCAACUGAGCCAUCAAAUGACGAAGAGCUUCACGAGGAGCCGUCAGAGGAGGACGACCAAGUGCCAGAGAUGGAGGUGUACGACUCGCGUGAUCUGGAGAUCCGGAAAAUGGUCGGUGCCAGCCUUCCCAGCCAUCGGCGAGGCUGGUCGAAAAACGGCGUGACCUGGAAGUCAUUCGUCACACGAGGGCGAGCACCGGGGGAUGAUCAGAUCGAUGCUGAUGUUGAGGCUGCGGCUCCCCCAGUGGCGAAUGGACUCCCCGGAUCAAUGCCUAUCGCCAUGCGCUCUCUGACGCAGUCACAUCCGGUGCUGAGCCUUGCUUCGUACCGACCACCAGGUCCCUCAGAUCCCCGGCUGCAAGAAGACACGCAUAUCCCGUCAAGCUCUGUGCGGAAGCAGCUCUACAUCGAACGAGACAUGAUCCGAGGGAUCGACCCUGGUGCCUUGGAUUUCGCCACGGACGACGAGGACGAGGACGGCCUUCUUCCCGCUCCGGCUCCCGUCAACGUCGUUGUGCCUGACAGCACGCUCUCGCCACAUCCAAAUGACAUGACUCUGGACACGGAGCUUGGCGCGGAUGACGGGAGCGGCCGUCAAUUGGCAUUGAAGAUCCUCCAGGCUCGCAACGAGCUGCCUGAUUCCGGCAUGUGGCGCAGUCUCGCAUCCUGAUCCCAGCCAGUCCUGCCGGCAAUAUACACAUCACUUGAUUCACUGCUUUCCCUGCAUAUAUAUCAUUCAGCCUGCAUAUUCACUCGCAUUUAUCUUGCCAUGGUAAUUGUACAUAUUCUGAUCUACGCUCCAAAUAAGAGUGAUCGAGAAGCGGAGAUUUCCUUUUUCAGUGAGAUUGAAGUGGCUGUCUAUUGAGCAUAGUGAAGUGUGGCAUUUUAAAGUGUAGUAACACCCCUUUCGAAUGUUCCGUCGAUGAAUGGCUUGUUACCU
Messenger RNA from Mycena citricolor, 2570 nucleotides. NCBI's taxonomy places the organism in Eukaryota, Fungi, Basidiomycota, Agaricomycetes, Agaricales, Mycenaceae. The record is from the annotation of a GenBank genome assembly.